Rhagoletis zephyria (snowberry fruit fly) is the source of this 669-nucleotide messenger RNA. RefSeq names its product piggyBac transposable element-derived protein 3-like. NCBI's taxonomy places the organism in Eukaryota, Metazoa, Arthropoda, Insecta, Diptera, Tephritidae. The record is from RefSeq and is a predicted model, not a curated record.
AUGAGGGAGGCUCAAAAUUACGACACCAGCACUGAGGAAAAUGUGGAGGAACGUGAUUUGAGUCCAAUAAAUGAACUUCCACCAGCUGUUCGUGCACACGUUACGACUUUUUCAACACCGUCAUCAACAAAGAGCGAAGAAAAUGUUGCACAAAAUUCAUAUUUCUCCGUCAGAGUAUUGCGUUCAAUAGCAGGUGAGAGAUGGAUACUUAUCUGCCCCCAAAAAACAAUGACAAUUAUGGAUGCGAUUCGAAAGCGAUUAUUGGAGCACCAGUUGGAGGAAACCCUUUGCGUUGACAAACAGAUUAUACCAUUUACAGGGCGCAUGGGAAUGAAGCAGUAUAUACGUGGUAAACCUUGUCCAUGGGGAAUAAAACUCUAUGUGCUUUGUGGAAAAAGUGGAAUGCUGUAUGAUUUCAUUGCUUAUCAGGGCUCAUCCACUGAAAUUGAACCAAGCCUUAUCAACAAACAUGGUUUUGGUGCUUCCAUCCCAUUACAGCUGCUAAAAAGAGUGCCCCAAGAUUCAACUGGUCACCAAGUUUACAUAGAUAAUUUCUUCACCACGUAUUCUCUACUUGAAAUUUUGGAGAAAAGGAAAAUUCUAGCAGCUGGCACAAUUCGUAUAAAUCGCUUUCGGAACCCACCUCUCUCCACAGAUGCUGUAAUAUGA